AUGUCCUUCGAAGGCGACGAGCGAUUGCUCGCCGCUCACGAUGAUGGAAGCAACCGCGCCGCCGUGAAACCUUGGAAUUCUGGGGAAUCUCCCGAAGCGCGCGAUGUCUUGUUCGUUUCCGACACGAGCGGUCUCGCUAGGGUUGACUCAGCAGGGUCGCCGUCGAACCUGGCGCAGUCGUGGUGGCGCGUGCCUCGGAUACUGGGACACGUGAAAGGGAAGUUUCUGGGUAAUGGGGAAGAAGAGGAAGGGGCAGAUGCUGGGGACGGGUGGGAGGAGGAGGAACGCGCAGGGAAAGGGCACGCGGAGGAGGGCGGGUGGGGAAGAGCGGGGGAGGGGGAGUGGGGGGAGAGCGAGGGGGACGGGGAGGGCAGCGAGAGCAGUUUCGUGCCUGGGAGCGAGGGGGGCAGCGUGGUGGUGUGGAGCGAGUCAGGCACGGUGACCACAGGGGGCGCGUGGAGCGAGGCGGAGAGCGUGGUUAUCCACCACUCCCACAGCGCUGCUAAUAGUGCAGCAGCGCGUGCCUCGAAGCAGCAGCAGCAAGGGCGCGUUGGGGGGCGUGCGGGGGAAGAGCAGGGCCAGAGCAGCAGGGGAAAUGCGCGGGGGAGCGGGUGGAGAGGCGGAGAGGAAGCGGAAGAGGAGGGAGCACGCGCGCAGGUCCCUGUGCGCAAAACUGCCGCGGACUGGUUUGAUGAUGACGAGGAUGACGAGUGGGGGCUCGCUGGCGAGGCGAGGCGGGAAGACUCUGAGAGGGGGGCGGGGAGCGCAGGUGGGAGCGGCAGCUGGGGUAGGAGUGGGAACGAGCAGCAGCGCGCGCAUGGCGGGGGGAGGGGCGCAGGGGGGUUGACACGCAAGCCCGUUGACCUGGUGGGGGCGGACGAGGUUGAUGAUAGUAGUGAGAGCGGUUCUAGCGAGGGGGAGACGGAGGAGGAGAGGCGGCGGAGAGAGGAGGUGCUGCGCAGGCGGAGGGCGCAGGUGGAGGGGGCGCGCGGGGGACGGGGGUCUGCGCAGAGUGGCAGUGGGUGGGGUGGGGGGAAGAGUGAGGAGAGAGGGAGUGGGAAGGAGAGGGGGAGUGGUAAAGAGAGGGGGAGUGGGAAGGAGAGAGGGAGCGGGAGGGAGAGAAGGAGUGGAAAGGAAAAGGGGAGUGGGAAGGAGAGAGGAAGUGGGAGGGAGAGAGCUACAGCAAGCAAACAAGAUGCGAGUGAGGCUUAUGUGCAAGGGGACAGCGCCAGACGAGCAGCAGGCGCAGCAGCCGCAUGGGAGAGGAUUGUCGGGAAGAACUCAGGCCCUUCCCCUGCUACACCUACUCAUGCCCCUGCUGCCCCUGCUGUUUCUGCCCCUGCUGCAUCUACCCCUGUCGCCCCUGAGUACGAUGAAGCCCUGGGCAGUGGCCAAGCGCCCUCCAUGCUUCCCAAGUCCUUCCUCCCCCCAUCCCGCAGCCUCACUACUGCUGGUGAAGCCGCUGCUGCCGGUGCUGCCGGGGGCAGCAGCUGGACUUCUAGCCUCGGCGCCCCUGCGUCUGCUGCCAGCCCUGCUGGAGGCUCGGGGAUAGGCUCGGGGAUAGGGUCUGGUGCGGGUCUGGGGUCGUGGAAGAGCAUGAAGCGCAGGCUCGGCCGGGCCACGAGCGUGGGCUCGGUGCAGACGGAUAUGGACGGGUGGUGGAGUGAGGAUGGGUGGAGCGAGAUGGGGAGGGGUGAUGGGCGGGACGAGGUGGGCAGCUGGUGGGACGAGGAGAGUGUGAUGAGCAGCUUCAGGGGGGAGAGGGGGGGCGGUGGAGGGGGAACAGGGGGGUGGAUGCGGAGUCUGUCUCGGGGGAGCAUGGGAGGGGGAGGGGAGUGGGGGGAGAGUGGGAGUGUCCCCGGCACGCCAUCCUCUGGCCGCCCCAAGACUGCAGACCCGGCAUUCGGCCGCAGUGGGCUGGGACGCCUCAAUUCAGGCGAGGGGGGACGUGGAGCGGGGGAUGGGUUGGCAGCAGGGGGGGGAGCUGGGGGGGAUGGCGCGGGCGCGGAAGGGGGCGGAGGGGAGGCGGAUGUGAGGGCGUCGAGCUCGUUUCUGGUGAACUGGCGGCGCAAGCGGCGGCAGCUGGAGCAGGCGAGGAUGCAGGACGCCCUCGCAGCAGGGGGCGGGGUGGGCCGCCCGGAGCGAGGGUCCAGGAGGUUUGGCGCCGCCGCCAAGCCUCUGGUUCGGAUCCGAGGCUCGGGGGUAGGUUCGAUGGGGGGGAUGGACGGGGGAAAGGGGCUGGAGCGGGUGGUUGAGAGGCGUGGGGAAGGGGGAUGGUCGGAAUCAUGCAGCAGUGGGAGUGGUGGCGGUAGUGCCAACAGCAGUGGGCGGAGGGUGGGGGAGGCUGACAGCCAAAGCAGCAGCAGGCGAGGGAAUGGUGUUGGGAGCUCUGCCCUUGCUGCUCCCGGUCCCUUACGUACUGCUACUGCUGCUGCUGCUGCUGCUGCUGCUGCUGCUGCUGCUGCUGCUGCUGCUGCUGCUGCUGCUGCUGCUGCUGCUGCUGCUGCUGCUGCUGCUGCUGCUGCUGCUGCUGCUGCUGCUGCUGCUGCUGCUGCUGCUGCGAGUGGUUCUGCUGGUGGUGCUGGUGGUAGUGGCAGGGGCAUGGGCAGCAGUGGGGCUGCGGGGGGAAGGGCGCUGGUGAAGCAUGCGAGCUGGCAGCAGGAGAGGGUGAGCAGGCAGGGCAGCCCCUGGGGGUCUAGGGGAGCAGGCGCCGGGGCAGGCGUGCUGCAGCAGUCCGUGGGGCAGGGGGGCCGUGGGGGCGAGGGGGGACGCGAGGGGGGUGAUGCUAGGGCUAGGGCGGGAGAUGGUGGUGGGAGGGGCGUGGGAGGGCGGCAGUUUGUGCGGCACUUGAGUCUGCAGGAGCGGGGCAGUGGAGGUGCGGGGGGCAUGGAGGGCAGGGGUGUGGAGGGAGGAAGGCGGGCAGCGGGAGGAGGAGGGGGAGGAGGAGGGCUAGGAGGGUGGUUGCCUGGCAGGCCUGGUUUGCCCCCUUCAGGUUCAACUUCAAGCCGAAGCAUUGGCAAGGCAGCACCUGCCCUCAGCCCCACCGGCCCAACUCACAUUGCUGCCGCUACCACCACCAGCAUUGACAGGAGCAGCAGCAGCCGGUCAGGGCGGGUUUUCCAGAAGAAUCUGAGCCUUCCAGAAGAAAGGAUCUCCCGACGGAGCAGUGGCCACUGGGACGCCGCCACAUCAGCAGCGGGGAGCGACUCAAACCCCAGGACCCCUCCACCAGCCAGUCCAGGUGGCCGCUCCCCAUUGGCUGGCAGGGGUCUGGGCGCAGCUGGGAGGGGGGGAAGCAGGGAUUGGGGGGCAGGGCGAGCAGGGGCGCCUGAGGCAGCCGGGGGAGCAACAGGGGAGCGGCGGUUUGUGCGGCACCUGAGUCUGCAGGAGGAGGGGGGGGGGCGCCAUAGGAAGAGCUUCAGUCAGUGGUCCAUAGGCCUGGGCCUCGCCGCUGCUGCUACUUCGCCUGCAACGCCAGGCUCGGCAGGAGGCUCGGAACGUAGGUCCGGGCUGGGUGGUUCGGAGAGGCGGUUGGCUCGGAGGAUGAGUUUGGGAGGUGGGGAGGUUUUCAGUGCUAGCGAGUUGGGGAUAGCCGUGGAGCGGCGGGAGGGGUGGCGCGAGGGUGUGGGGGGACUGCUGAGAAAGGUGGCAGGGGGUAGCAAGGACGAGAGCACAGCAGGUGCUGCUGCUGCUACAGGGGCUGGUGGGAGGCGCAGUGGCGGUGUGGGGGGACAGCAGCAGAGCAGCUUGACAGUGGGGAGUGGGGCGGAGGCGGGUGAGAGGGGAGCGGGGGGCGCGGGGGAGGCGAGGGCGGAGAGGCGGGCGCGGUACGCCCUGAGGGGCGUGCAGGGCAGCCGGCUGCGGGAGCGUGCGUUCCGACAGCGAUGGGGGGCAGGUGGGGCGACGCCUGUUGUGGAAGAGGGUGAGGAGGAAGGCGAGGAGAGCGAGGGGAGUGUGGCAAGCGAGGGGAGGAUGCCGGAUGGGGAGGGGAGGAGAGGGCGGAGUGAGGUGGAACGGAGGGUGGAGGGCAAGGGGGAGGAGGUGGCCAAGGGAGAGAGGAACACAGAGCGGAAGAGUGAGGGGAAUGGGGAGAGGAUAGGGUGGAGAGAUGGGGUGGAGAGGAAGGGCGAGGAAAGGGCGGAAGAGAUGGGGCAGGAAAGGGAGAAGGAGAAGAAGGAUGAAGGGAAGCAAGAUAUGUGUGAGAUGAGGAGGAGUCUGGGAGAUGAUUCGAAAUCGAGUCACGAGCACGUGAGAGGAGGUGAGGAAAUAGAGGUGAGAUGUCACAGUGAGGAGCGGGAGGCGGGGAGAAUCAGUGAGGGAACAAGAGGUGAGAGUGACUGUGGUGGGGGCGAGGACAACAGAGAGGUGAGAGGGAGGAAGGAGGAGGGUGUGGGCGGAGGAGGGGAGAGGGACGGGCAGAGCACAGCAAGGGAUGCGGAAGCAGGGAAGGGAAGCAGUGAUGGGGGCGGUGGUGGGGGCAGUGAAGGGGGACGUGAUUUGCUGUGGAAAUCAGGAUGGCAGAAGCAGGCGGGGCAACCGAUGUGGGUGUAUGAGGCACGUGGGGAAGAGACGGAGAUGGGCCACGCAGUGAGGGGGGAGGCGCGGUCCCAGACUCAGGGACAUGCACAGUAUGAGACGCAGGGGCACAGGACGGCGCAUGAGCAGAGGGAAACGAAGCAGAUGGGGAAGGAUGAGGAGAGAGAUAAGGAGAAGGAGAAGGAGGAGAAGGAAAGGAUGAAGGAGCAGUGUGAGGUGCAGAGGGGGCAUCGGCAGGGAGGCGUGCAGCAGGGCGUGGCAGGGCAGGAGUUGGUGCAUGCAGGGGGGUCUGGGAGAGAGGGGCGGGUGGUUGUGGGUGCAGGUGCAGGCAGCAGACGGCUGUUGUCCCGCAGCUCCAGUGUGCCUCAUCCUGCUGCCCUUGCUGUGCCUCAUCCUGCUGCCCUUGCUGUGCCUCACUCUCAUGGUGCUCCUGCUGCCUCCCGUCUCUUGGACCCAUCGCGCUCUAGCUCACAGCGUCAACAGCUCCAGUCCCCGCACCAACUACCGCAGUCCCCACAGCACCCCCAUGAGCAGCAAUCGGCGCAGCACCACCAUGAGCAGCAGUCCCCGCACCAUCACCACCACCGCCAGCCCGGUCGACCACGAGGCCUCGUGAAGACUCUCAGCCUGCCGCCCUCUGCUCUCUCCGCUGCCGCCGCUGCUGCCUCCGGUGUCCACAUUGCUGCACCUGGGGGUCCUACUUCGACACUGCGCCCCUCUGCCCUUGCACCACGCCCCUCUUCUCCCGCCCUGCGCCCCUCGUCCCCCUCACUUCGCCCCUCUUCCCCCUCACUGCGCCCCACUUCCCCCUCACUCCGCCCCUCUUCCCCCUCACUACGCCCCUCUUCCCCCUUACUACGCCCCUCUUCCCCCUCACUGCGCCCCUCUUCCCCCUCACUCCGCCCCUCGUCCCCCUCACUCCGCCCCUCGUCCCCCUCACUGCGCCCAUCUUCCCCCUCACUACGCCUGCGCCCCUCAUCCCCCACUCCCAUAACCAGUGGGGGGAGUGGUGUGAGGCGGGCAGGGGCACGAGCAUCUGAGCGCCCCUCAACCGCUCCAUUACAGCGCUCCUCCACUGCCCCUCAGGAGCGCCCCUCAGUGACCCCAAUGCAGCGCCCGUCCUCCCCUCAGCCGGCACUGCACAAGGCAGCAGGAGCAAGGGCGCCUGAUCAACACAGCACAUAUGCAGCCGCCCGUUCAGCCCACGCGCCUGUCCCCCACCCCCACCCUGCUGCCUAUCCGUCCUUUGCUGCCCACCCGUCCUCUGCGUCCCACCUUUCCCCUGCUAUUGACUCUGCCCCUGCUACGCCAGUGGCGCAGCAGCCAAUGGGCAGGGCGGGGUGUGAGGCGGGUGGGGCCCUGGACGCACGCAGUGUGGGUGCGGGAGGAAGGGGUGGAGGGGCGGGCAGUGGGCGCAGCAGUGAGGAGCAUGGGAGUGGGCGGUCGAGCGGGAGUUUGGGUGGGAGUGGGAGGUCGAGCGGCAGUGUAGGUGGGAGUGGGAGGGCGAGUGCCAAUGUGGUUCGGCGCAGGAGAGCGAGCGGGAGCGGGGAGAGCGAUGUGAGUGUUGUGCAUUUGAGUGCGGACGAGGGAGAGGGCGAGGGCGCAGGUGGCAGCAGGAGAGAGGAGCGGCAGCGGGAGAGGAGUGCAGGGGGGGAGAGGGGAAAGAAGGGGAAGGAGAGAGAGGUGGGUAAGAAGGGAGGGCAGAGGAGGAAGGCACAUGAGGAGGGAGCGGAGGAAGAGAAGGGAGAGAAGGAAGAGGGGACUGCUGGGGAUGGGGGCAAGGAGGAAGCGGAAGAGGUGGGGGUUGAGAGGGUGAUUGCAGAAGGGGAGGAGAGUGGAGAGCACGUGGUACGGCAUAAGAAGCUGGCGAAGGGGUCUGAUGGUCUGCAUGCGGGGGUGGGCAGGAGUGCAGGCGCAUGCACGGAGAGGAGACAUGAUGAGGAGCACACAACGGGACAUGAGAGGUGGGGAAGCAAGGAGAGCAGCAGGCAUGAGAGCGGCAGGCACGAGAGCGGCAGGCAUGAGAGCGGCAGGCAUGAGAAGGGCCGUGAGAAAGGACAUGCAGUUGAGCAUGGGGAAGGGAAGGAGCAGGAGGUUCUGACCCCGAAGCACCCAGACAAGAGCCCGCGGAAAGCAGGAAAGACAUCUAAGAGCCCAAAGGGUGCAGCAGCGGUGAAGAGUCCAAAGAGGUCUAAGAAGAGCCCGCGAGGAGUGGAGAAGAACCCGAAGGGGGUGGAGAAACGGCAUGGAAGGCACAGAGAGAAGCACGAGGGGGCGACAGCUGUGGAGGUGGUGGGAAGUGGUGUAGCAGUGUGUGAAGCGGUUGAGAUGGGUGCAGUGGUGCAUGGGAUGCAAGUGAAGGGUGGAGCGCAGGAGCAUGCGAUUCUUGAGGGAAACAAGAUUGAAGGGAAGGAAGAGAGCGGGGACAGGGGACGGGAACAGAGGAACUUGGGUAAGGCGGAGGAGGAGGAGGGUGAGAGUGGGAAGAGGGAACGGGACAAGAAGGGGGAGAAGCAGCGGAGGGAGAAGCGGCACAGUAAGGAGGAGAAGCAAAAGCAUGGGGGGGGGAUUGGGGAGGGUGAAGUGGACACGUGGAAGCAUGGGGGGAAGAAAGAGGGGAAGAAAGGGAAAGAGGGGCGAACGAAGGGAGAGAGUGUAGGAGAGAAGGGAAGCCACGAGGAGAAGCAAGGGGAGCAUGGUGAGAGGAAGGGUCAUGGGAAGAAGAAAGACGGGGAGCAUAGGGAAAAGAAGGGGAAGCACAGGGAGGAGAAAGGGAAGCAGAAGCAGGGGAGUGAGCAUGGGGACGAAUCUUGUGAGGCUGGCGGUGGUGUCAAGGCAGAGAGGGAGGUGGGUGGGAAGGAAGCGGGAGAGAGGCGAGGGAGGAAAAAGGAGAAGCGGAGGAAGAGCAGCAGUGGGUCAGACUCCGUGCUCUCACAUGCCCAUGCCCCCCUGGCCUCACCUCUGGACCACUCCCUGCCUCCCACCCCUACUGCUGCUGGUGUUACUGCUGCUGCUGCGGCUGAGGCCAUGCCAUGCCACACGGGUUCCAGCAGCUGUGCGUCCUCCUCAGACUUGAGUCUGGACCUGCAUGCCCAUCCGCACGCGCCCAUGCAUGCUGCCCUGCAUGCGCCCCUUGAUGUGGCACAUCCCCUCAUACACACUUCUGCUGCAGCACCCAUCCAUGCCACACCUCCCCCUGCGCCCGGCACUGCAUGCCAAAACGGGACAGCUGGCACUUGUGAUGAUGGUGGCAAUGGUGGCGACGGCACUGACUCGCAGCAGCACGCGCAGGCAGCUACACACUUUGAGGAGCUGCUUGAUCAUUCGAACAGCACUGCUGUUGCCGGUGCUGCUGCUGGUGCUGCCGUUGUGGCUGCUGAUGACGAUGCGCAUGGAGGUGCGCAUCUGCAAGGCAGCACGGUGGUGCAGGCAUGUGGAGAGCAGGGGUGGGUGCAAGAUGUUGGGGAUGCACUGCCAUCUGGUGAUGGGGAGGAGAGGGGAGAUGAUGAGGAGCAGGAUGAAAACGGGGAGAAGGAGGUGGAUGAGUGGGAGGAGGGGAAGGAGGAUGAGGCGGCGGAUGAGGUGCGUGAGGGGGAGGAUGAGGAGGGGGAGGAGGGGGAGGUGGGUGAGGAGGGCAGAGAGGUGCAGGUGUAUGGCAUGGUGCCUGUGGAAGGCGAGGUGCUGCUGGUGGGGCUGGUGGAAGCAAAUGAUGCAUGCGAUGCUGCAAGUGAUGACGCCAGUGGGGACGCACCACAUGAUCAGCUGACUGGCCAGCAGAUGGAAGCAGAGCAGAAGGAGCAGGCGCAACAGCAGGAGAAUGGUGAGCAAGAGGAGCACGAGCAGGAGCAGGGGCAGCAGAUGGAGCCGCUGCCGAUUGCAGGGUCCGUGCGAGCAGAGGAGGGGCGAGAGAAGGAAUCCGCUGCAGCAACAGCACGUCAGGGCUUGCAGAAAGAAGCUUCCACUGUGGAUGAUAGUGACGUGGCAGGUGCUGGCGACGCAGAUCGUGAUGUGGCAUGUGGUGACAGCGCAGGUGAUGCCAUGGCAGGUGGUGACGUGGCAGAUGAGGCCAGUGCAAGGGCAGAGACUGUGGUGGAUGCAGCAUCAGCAGACGCUGCAAGGGAUGCCGGCCGGGAGGCAUCCCAGCCUGCUACCAGCCACGUGGGGAGUGGCAGCAGCAGCGAGGCGAGCAGGGAGGAUGGUGAUAGUGGUUCAGAGGAGGAGGACGGCGCUGUGAGCGCAUGCAAUGAGGGGGAGGGGCAGGGCCGCAAGGCAGCGCUGCUCUCACCUCUGCACCUGGGGUCGUUCAAGCUGACUGCGUGGAGCCCUGGCAGUGCAGCAGUGGAGGGUAGCAGAGGGGACAGCAGAGGGGACAGCAGAGGGGACAGCAUAGGCGCUGCCAUCAAGGGCACGGAGGAGCAGAGGAGCUUCCGCUUCCACCCCGCCAGCUCUCUUGUCAUCCACGUGCCCCGCACCGCGUCCCCCUCGCCCCCCCACUCCCCCGCCUCCUCCUCCUCGCCCUCCUCCUCUGCCCUUACUCCCGCUCCAACCACCCCCACAGCCCCUCUCACUCCCUCUACGCCUCUCACCCCUUCUACCCCACUCACCCCACGCCGCAGCAUCUUCACGCCUCGCUCGCUGCUCUCUGCGUCGCUUGGUGCUUUUACUGGCAGCACCGGCAGUGGCCUGGGCAAGGGGCGAGCAGGCAGCAGCAACACCGGAAAGAGGGGCACUCCCAGCAAGGCUGGUGACAGCUGGUUCAGGAGCAGCAGUGCCACCAGUGCUGCCACUUCUGUCAGCGCUUCUGCUGCUGCUGCAGGUUCAACUGGCGCUGGUGCAGCAGGUGCUGCUGGGGGAGGUCGUACUCGUGGCUUUGGUGGAGGGAGCUGGAUUGAGGGGAGGAAGCCAAGGAGCGAGCACUAUUUAAAGGAGCAGCAGCAGAAGGAGGAAGAGGAACGGGGGAAGGGGAAGGCAAAGGCGAAGGGGAAGGGGCAGAGGCAGGGCGAGCAGCAGCGGCCGAAAACAGCUUCUGCGGCAAUAGGGCGGGCGAAGGGGCGGCUGGGGCAGUCAGGGAAAUCCGGCAGUGGCAGCGGCCAUAGCAGUGGCACAGAAUCUGCACAUGUGAAGGGCAGCACUGGAACGGCUGUUGCCAACCCCAAACUCCCUAUUGCUGAUGAUCCCAUCGCCCUGGACAUCCCUUUAGCGAUCAGCCAUGCGGCCACUCCAGUAACGAGACCACGUGCCUCCUCUCUUGCUGCUGCGGCUGCGGCCGCUCCUGUUGCUGGCACCCCUAGUGCUGCAGCUGCACAUAGUGCUGCUGGUGCCACUCUUCACAGUAAAUCCUGUCCCAGUCCCACCUCCCCGCCCUCCAUGGCCCUCCCGACCACCCCGACAAGCAGGAAGAAAUACACCCUCAUCGACCCACCUGCGCACAGAAAGCGCAACGAGGCAGCUAAUAGCGAGGACAAGAGCAGCAGCAGUGGCAGUGGCAGCGGGCAAGCACGCCGGCACUCCAUGCCAUUUGACUUUGCUCCUGGCGAUUCUUUACGAUCCUCUGCUUCCGAUGGCGGCAGCGCAAGGGAGAUAGCGAAGCAGGGCAGCAGCAAGAGCAGCAGAGAAGGUGUCAACCGGCAAUGGGAGGUGGGUGGGAGUGAAGAAGAGGCAUGUGCUAACACCAACAGCAACAGCAGCACCGUCAACAGUAGGAGCAGCGGCAGCAGUAAAAGCAGAAGCAGUGGCAGCGGGGGUGCUGAUGGCAUGGGCACAGGUAGCAGCAGCAGCAGCAGCAGUGCAGGAGGGCUCUCUUCCACUGUGACCUCUGCCCCCACCAGCACCACCACCACCACGAGCAACAGCCUGAACAGCAGCAGUGGGGGCGAGCAGGGGACGUCCAGAGGAGGCACAGGCAGCCAGGGAAGUGCUAGGAAGGAGGGCACGCAUGGGCAGCAAGGAGGAACGGCGGUUGGCUCUGAGGAAGCUGCAGGUGGUGCUGACAGCAAGAGUGACAGGGCAGCGGCAGCAGGCGCUAAGGGGAAACUGCCGUCAUUGCUUGAGAGGCUGGUGAUAGGUCGGUAG
Messenger RNA from Closterium sp. Naga37s-1, 10608 nucleotides. NCBI's taxonomy places the organism in Eukaryota, Viridiplantae, Streptophyta, Zygnematophyceae, Desmidiales, Closteriaceae. The record is from the annotation of a GenBank genome assembly.